This is a messenger RNA of Microstroma glucosiphilum, 1393 nucleotides long. RefSeq lists its product as hypothetical. Lineage: Eukaryota; Fungi; Basidiomycota; Exobasidiomycetes; Microstromatales; Microstromataceae. The transcript is spliced from 3 exons. The record is from RefSeq and is a predicted model, not a curated record. Bases 49 to 1176 code for a protein of 375 amino acids. Gene Ontology annotation, cellular component: cytosolic large ribosomal subunit; ribosome. Gene Ontology annotation, molecular function: RNA binding; structural constituent of ribosome. Gene Ontology annotation, biological process: translation.
CCUCACUGUUCUCACCACAUCCUCCCCUCCUCAAGAACAUCAUCAACAAUGGCCGCUCGACCUACCGUUAACGUUCGAGGUGCCAACGGAGCCACUGGCUCUGUCGCCCUCCCCGCCGUAUUCUCGGCACCUGUGCGAACUGACAUUGUUCAGGAGCUGUACAAGAACAUGGCCAAGAACAAGCGCCAGCCUUACGCCGUCGCUACCAACGCCGGUCACCAGACCUCUGCCGAGUCUUGGGGAACUGGUCGUGCCGUCGCUCGUAUUCCCCGAGUUGGUGGUGGUGGUACACACCGAUCCGGUCAGGCCGCCUUCGGUAACAUGGCCCGAGGUGGUCACAUGUUCGCCCCCACCAAGCUCUGGCGCCGUUGGUUCGUCAAGAGCAACCAGAAGCAGAAGCGAUACGCCACUGCCUCUGCUCUUGCCGCCACUGCCAUCCCCUCGCUGCUGCUCGCCCGUGGACACCGUGUCGAGAAGGUCGAGGAGGUGCCCCUCGUCAUCGAGGACUCUGCCGAGAGCCUGACCAAGACCAAGGAGGCUGUCGCUCUCCUGCAGUCCGUCAACGCCUACGACGAUGUUCUCAAGGUCUCCAACUCGCGUAAGCUGCGAGCUGGUCAGGGUAAGCUGCGCAACCGACGACACGUCCAGCGCCGUGGACCCCUGGUCGUCUACAACGAGGACAAUGGUAUCGUCAAGGCUUUCCGCAACCUGCCCGGUGUUGAGGUUGCCUCGGUCGACCGCCUCAACCUCCUCCAGCUCGCCCCCGGUGGACACCUGGGCCGAUUCGUCAUCUUCACUGCCUCUGCCUUCAAGAAGCUGGACACCAUCUUCGGUACCCUCGAGCAGCCUUCGCUGGUCAAGAAGGGCUUCAGGAUUCCCAGCAGCAAGAUCAGCAACACCGACGUCACCCGAAUCAUCAACUCGGACGAGAUCCAGUCCGUUGUGCGCCCCGCUGGCCCCUCGGUCACCAAGCGUCCCCACACCCAGAAGAAGAACCCCCUGCGCAACCGCGCUGCUCUGUUCCGCAUCAACCCUUACGCUUCGGCUAUGAUCCGUGGUGCUGCCAGGGAGCAGGAGCGCAACCUGAAGCGAAAGGCCGAGGGCAAGUCGAAGAGCAAGCCAAAGGACAAGAAGAUCUUGGCCGGCGAGAGCUUCCUCUCUUCCCUCCACGCUUAGAGAGGGUGCUGAGUUGCUAGUAGAGGGAAGGAGCACGCGAGGCGCUUGACAGAUUCUGCUAUCAUGUCUGUCUGUCCGUCGCCUCUUUUGUGUCUAGACUUCCGUGGAUGGGUCGGAUGGAGGUGAGGUUGAUGAGUUCAGAAAGUGGCGUGAAGAAGCUUCGCAUUUGGUCGUUUCCCCUUCACUGCCUCUUCUCUUCGACAUCGACUACCAAAAG